This is a messenger RNA of Lycium barbarum (goji berry), 2616 nucleotides long. RefSeq lists its product as uncharacterized. The transcript has 5 exons. Bases 1 to 2616 code for a protein of 871 amino acids. Gene Ontology annotation, molecular function: catalytic activity. NCBI's taxonomy places the organism in Eukaryota, Viridiplantae, Streptophyta, Magnoliopsida, Solanales, Solanaceae. The record is from RefSeq and is a predicted model, not a curated record.
AUGAACUUUACAAAAAAGAACAAGACUGGAUCUUCUGAUAUUAACUGUGACAGCAAUUCUGUGAAAGAAAUUUUGCUAAGAAUCCAGAUCAUAGAGAAGAAACAGUCUGAAGACAGUCAGUCAGAUCAAACACAUGUUAGUAACACUGAAGACAGUCAGUCUGAACAUGAAACACUAAAAGAUUUUAUCAACAGGAAGAAACAAAAGGAUCAAGAUAUUGAAGAAGGAGAAAUUUUAUCUCCAAUUGAUGAAAACUCUACAUCAAGCCUCCCAUUAGUUGAUCCUAAUUAUGAACUUGAGAUGAAAGAUGUGGUUGAAGGCAAAAGCGAUAACAACAACAGUAUCAGUAGUCAACAAAGUACUCCGGGAAGUUUUAAAGGAAGCAAGAAAAACAAUGGAAAAGGAAAUCACAACAAGCAUAGUAUUGACAACAAUGUUCCCAACCAGUCCACAAUGAAAAGAAGUCACUCCAGAUCAGGUAGACUUCAAACUGUUGUGGAGAAUAAUGACCAGCAAAUUACCAUCAACUUUAAAGAGAAUCCAGGUGACACUGGAACAUACAUUACUUCUGUUUAUGCUAAGUGCACUGCUUUGGAAAGGAUUGGUCUUUGGGAGAGCAUCACUAACAUGACUAACAAUAUAAAUGGUCCAUGGUGUAUGGGAGGUGACUUCAAUGUUAUCAUGGAUCAAGAUGAGAAGUUGGGAGGAAAUCCACACAGAACUUACAAGAGUAUUGAGUUCAUAAACUGCAUGGAAUCUUGUGGUCUAAGUGAUGUGGGAUUUGCAGGUCCAAGGUAUACCUGGUGCAAUAAUUGGAGGCCAAGCAAACGAGUGUGGAAAAGGUUGGAUAGAUUUCUAAUCAAUGAUGAAUGGGCUAUCAAGUUCCAAAACAAUAUGGUGGAACAUCUUCCCAGGACAGGUUCUGAUCACAGACCUUUGGUUUUUAAAUGCAACAGUGACCAACACAACAAUAUCAAGUACUUUAAGUUCCUGAACUGUUGGGCCGGUCAAGAUGAUUUCAUGGAAGUUGUCAAGGAGUCCUGGAAUAUUAUAGUUAGGGGCAAUGCUAUGUGGAGACUACAGUGUAAACUCAAGAUUCUGAGCAGACAACUCAGCUGCUGGUCAAGAAAUAGUAUCGGGGACAUUCAUGAAAAUGUUAGCACUUGGGAGGCUAAAAUGGAACUUCUGGAAAACUGUGACAUCUUGCAAAAUACUGAUCAUAGUAGGGAGAAGCUAAAUAAAGGAUAUGCUGAGUACAUAAGGUGGUUGAACCUGCAGGAUAAUCUCUUAAAACAGAAAACUCGGCUCACAUGGUUCAAAGAUGGUGAUAAAAACACCAAGUACUUCCACAGUGUGCUAAGGAACAAAACAAGAAGGCUUCAGAUUCAGAGGAUCAAAAAUCACAAGGGCAGAUGGAUACAAGGGGAAGAAAAGAUUGCUAAAGCUGCUAUCAGACAUUUUAAGAAACAAUUCAACCUUAAUCAUCAACAGAGAACCAAUAGUGUGCUGGAUUGUAUCCCUCACAUCAUCACUGAGGAACACAAUGCUAGACUAACUAGGAUACCUUGCAAAGAGGAAAUUAAAAAUGCGGUUUUUGGCAUGAGCAGUGAGAGUUCAGCAGGUCCUGAUGGUUUCAAUGGCAAGUUCUUUCAGGGAGACCCUAUUUCCCCUUCACUGUUUGUGCUAGCUGCUGAAGUUUUGUCAAGAUCACUCAAUAAUCUACUUUUGAAUCCUAAUUUCAUCCCCUUCACCAUGAACAUAAAUGGACCCCAAAUUACUCACCUUGCUUAUGUUGAUGACAUUGUCAUAUUCAGUAGUGGGAACAGCAAAUCUGUCAAACUGGUCAUGAAGCAAAUUGUUAAGUAUGAGAGGGUCUCUGGACAAUUGGUUAAUCCUAAUAAAAGUUGUUUUCUAACUUGUCCAAAAACUUGUGCUUAUAGAAUCAACAGAUUAAGAAAGUGUACUGGUUUCAUGGACAAAGAAUUCCCUUUUACUUACCUUGGGUGCCCCAUAUACAUUGGAAAAAAGAAAAUUAGUUACUUUGAUAGUAUGGUGACUAAAGUUUUUAAAAGGCUACAAGGUUGGCAAGGAAACAUGCUAUCUUAUGGGGGUAGACAGAUUCUAAUCAAAAGUGUGAUCCAAGCCCUUCCUACAUAUAUUCUCAGUGCCAUUAAUCCUCCAAAAAGAACUUUGGAACUUAUUGAAAAACAUAUGUGUAACUUUUUUUGGGGGACUGAUAAUGGUAAAAACAAGUACCACUGGUGUGAUUGGGAUAAGCUUUGUUUCCCCAAAGAUGAAUCUGGUAUUGGCAUCAGGAAUAUGAUGGAUAUCUCAAAUACUCUUGUUGUUAAGAGAUGGUGGAGAUUUCGAUCAAUGAAUUCACUGUGGGCUGAUUUUUUAAAGGCAAAAUAUUGCAUCAGAAAACAUCAUGUUGCUAAGAAAUGGGUUCCUGGUGACUCUCAAGCAUGGAAACAUUUGCUAUGGGCAAGAGACAAAAGUGAAAAGUGCAUUAACUGGAAAAUCAACUCUGGAGAUUGUAAUUUUUGGUGGGAUGACUGGACAGGAAUGGGCCCUUUAGCUCAAAUAUGUCCUGACUUCAUGGUUGGUAAUGGAUAA